CAAGAUCCCCCACCACCACCAACUAUCCAGAGCAGAUACAGCACAGAGGGGGGGGAGGAGAAAAAAAGAAAAGAUGGCAACCACUCCUUCAAUUCCCCAAAAAGAUGACUUUCCAAAGUCUCUCGUCUACACCCUCCCACCCCCCACCACUCCCACUCCGCCAACUAACAUCCUGAUCCUCAUGCACGGUCUAGGCGAUCUACACAACUCCUUCGCAACCCUCGGCACCCAACUCGCCCUGCCCGAGACCGCCGUCCUCGCAAUCCAAGCUCCCAACUCCCUACCCAUCCCGGAGGAAGCCUACCACUGGGGCGACGACGUCAUUUUCGACAACUCCACCGGCGGGCUGGAUUCUGAUGCGGGCUUCACGAGGACCCGCGCGCUGCUCGCCGGGAUCGUCGACGACGCACUUGCCGGGCGGUGCGGGUGGUGCGCACGCGGGAUAUUCUUCUUCGGGUACGGGCAGGGGGGCUUGGCCGCGUUGGAUUUCGUGCUCUCGCGGCCCGGGGUGGAGUUUGGUGGGGUUGUUAGUGCUGGCGCGGGCGCGCCGGCGAAGGUGGAGGCGGAAGGGGAGGGGGGAAAGUGUAGGACUCCCGUGCUUGUUUGUGCCGCGGAGAAGGGGAGUGUGGUUUCUGAGGCCGGGGAGGGGAGGUUGGAGGAACUGUUUGUGGAUGCCAAGGUCGUUAGGUGGAAGGGGAGGAAAGAGGAUGGGAUGAUGCAGACACGGGACGAGUUGUUGCCUGUCAUGGAGUUUUAUGGCAGGAGGUUGGGGAGUAUUGCAGGAGUUCCUGAGGGGGCCUUGGAAUUGAUUGCAGGUAGGGCAAGUUAGGGCUGCGACGCGCGAUGCAUCAAAGGGGAGGGGGUAAUAAUUUGGUCAUAUCAUAAUGAAAGCAAGGACGUUUGAUUUU
Molecule: messenger RNA, 908 nt
Organism: Tuber melanosporum (Perigord truffle)
Lineage: Eukaryota; Fungi; Ascomycota; Pezizomycetes; Pezizales; Tuberaceae
Exons: 1
Coding region: 74-829 (251 amino acids)
Biological process (GO): protein depalmitoylation
Cellular component (GO): cytoplasm
Molecular function (GO): palmitoyl-(protein) hydrolase activity; carboxylic ester hydrolase activity
Source: RefSeq, a predicted model, not a curated record